Messenger RNA from Amoebophrya sp. A25, 1929 nucleotides. The record is from the annotation of a GenBank genome assembly. NCBI's taxonomy places the organism in Eukaryota, Dinophyceae, Syndiniales, Amoebophryaceae.
GCAAAACCCUGAGAACUGGAUCCUGACUUUUGUGCCCCUUUUUGCAAACCUUGAGAUGCCAAACCCUGACCCGACCGCGAUUUAGCCCGCCCUGGGAACCCUGGGAUUCCCUGGCUUUCCCCUUAAAGCUCUGAGAGUCCUGGCCCGUUUUUUUGUGCCCCUUGUGGUUCUCCUUGGUUGCCCUUAAAACCCUGACGUCCGACCUCGAUUUUUGCCGAUCAUUAUUAAAGAUAGAAUAAUUUAGGCCUAGUCACAAUCGGCCUGAGUUGGGCGUUCACGUGGACGAGAACGCCAUGAGUCAUCAAACUGGGUAAGCGCUAUUAUGGGCUAUCAUCAAUUGACUUUGACGAUAAAUCUUGGUAUAAUUUGAGAAUUUUGGAUUCUCGUACUGGUACUCGUACUAUAUAGUUGAAUAUGCAUAAUUACUAUACUAAGUAAUUGGAUCGACGUAGAAUUUGGAGAUGAUCGCGAAGUAGAUCGACGCGGAAGCAGUACUAGCUAGUUGUAUCUAGUGAGAUCACAAGAUGAAGAACGCAAGCAGCUUCAAACCUUCUUGGGAUCGAUGAAGUGAGUUCUGCGCUGACUUGUCGGUCCUGAUGUUUCUUUUCGCUCGCGGAGAAAAAAUGGUGGCCGAUAUGUAGAAUGCAUGCAAAGAGCUAAGGUAUAAACUGGCUAAGUAAACAACUCGAAGAGCAGUCAUCGAGGCGCUCCAGCAACAGGCAAAAGGCUACAACUCCGAGACUUUAGCUUUUGGUGGUGUGGUUGGUGGACGUCCUCGUUGGAUAAAGGCGAAUGAGAUCAUGGGAAUGGCAAUGAGAAUGCGGCAAAGAAACUUCUUUUAAUACUGGGUAGCGGUAGUUACUCUUGGAUUUGUUCGAGAUUUACGGAAGAGACUGAGACUCAAAACAAGAAUAAAUUGAUAUAACUUGUUAGAACGUCUUCUACAUGAUCAUCCUCCUAAGCCCUAGCCCUAGCCCACCUGAGUUGCUCUCGUAUGCUUGGUUUUUGCUCAAACUACCCUCUGAAGACAACAUCACUUUUUGAAGCUGUCUUACCCUUGCAGCUGCUCAUGCUCAUCCUGGGGAGUAACUAAUUUUGACUUCUGUUUGACGUCAAGCAUGUAAUUGUAUUUGUAGCACUAUUUUGGCCCAUUCAUAAUGAACAUCAACUCCAUUGUUGUUUGCGGAUAUUUUGAUCCUCACCAUCGAUCCUCUAGCACUAGCUUUAGACUUCUCCUGGGAGGCGUUUGAUGUGCAGUUGACUACCAUCACCUUGUCAUACUCACAUCAUGGCUUUUGAUUUGACUCCUUAGAAAUGCAAAUGGUUCUUGGUCCUCACCUGCUCACGACGAUCUUGAAACUCCAAGAGUCUGAGAUUUGGUUUAGCGCGUUGUUUUCCUCACCGAUUGUUAGUCGGAGACGAUGACGAUGACAGAGCUGUCUCUUCAUGUGUAAAAAAUAGACAAAUUAUGAGUUCUUGCAGAAGUAUGCGCCUGUCCCUUCAUCUGAUGCAACCUAGUAGUAGAAGAACUACUAGUAUCUAUAAGAAAAAGAAACUGCGUCAUCUCAUGUGCAAUUUAGGGAUAUGCUUCUCGUCGGAUCGUGGUGAAUAAGUCAAACUUCUAAUGAUGCCUUGAAUUCUCUGAUCCUGCAGUCCUCUAAUUUGAUACAUUCAUCAUGGAUAUCUCUAACUAAGGGUGGAACCCAUGGAUACGAUGUGUUUAGGAAAACGACAAGGCUAUGCUUCCAUGGAUCCGAAUGCUUCUCCCGGCAAAACCCUUGUUGUCAUGAUCUGGCCUCUCUACCGAAGGUCCCAUUUGUCAACUGUGGAGAAGGUGGAAAGUCCCACUGAGAUAAAAAUUUUUAACUCACGCAGUUGUAGCGCCUGGCCGUUGCGCUUCAGGCUUCCCGCGGGGUAAUUGAAUGGAAC